This is a messenger RNA of Agelaius phoeniceus (red-winged blackbird), 636 nucleotides long. RefSeq names its product DnaJ heat shock protein family (Hsp40) member B8 (gene DNAJB8). Lineage: Eukaryota; Metazoa; Chordata; Aves; Passeriformes; Icteridae. The record is from RefSeq and is a predicted model, not a curated record. Gene Ontology annotation, molecular function: Hsp70 protein binding.
AUGGUAGAUUACUACAGGGUCCUUGGACUGCAAAAAAAUGCCUCACAGGAUGCUAUCAAGAAAUCCUACCACAAACUGGCACUAAAAUGGCAUCCUGAUAAGAAUCCCAAAAACAAGGAGGAAGCUGAGAAGAAAUUCAAAGAAAUUGUUGAAGCAUAUGAGACUUUGUCCGACCCUCAGAAGCGAUUAUUCUAUGACAAGUCUAUUGAGGAGAGCAGAGCCAGCAGAGAGCGAGCUUCGGCGUGUUAUAACAGCUUUGAUUCUCAUCAUGGAUUCCCCCAUCAAGACGAGUUCUUUGAAGACACGUAUCCAUUUACAUGUAUUUUCUUGAACCCUUUUGACAUUGGAUUCAAUGGUGAGAACCGGCAGAGCAGCAGUGGAAGAGGAGGAAGGCCCAGAGAGCCGUUUGUGCAACGGAAUUCAUUCUGUUCCAGCGGGCACCCCACCUCCUUCUUUGCUGAAAACACAACUGGGCCGUAUGGUCUCAGAACAGUGAUAACCACUACUGAAGUGAUCAAUGGCAAGACUAUCACCACCCGGAAAAUCUUUGAGGAUGGGCAGGAGACAAAGGAAGUGGAAGAGGAUGGCCAGCUGAAGUCUCUAAUAAUCAAUGGGAAAGACUACCUGAAUUCUUAA